AUGCUGAGCGUGAUACGUGUGCAUCUUCCAUCGGAUAUUCCUAUUGUUGGCUGUGAGUUAACGCCGUAUGUUCUUUUACGGCGACCGGAUAAGACUGUUACUACCGAUGACGUGCCUGAGUCUGCCCCUCUUGACGGUCAUUUCUUGAGAUACAAGUGGUAUCGGAUACAGAGUGAUAGAAAGGUUGCUAUAUGUAGUGUACAUCCAUCUGAGCAUGCCACACUGCAGUGUCUAGGCUGUGUUAAGGCCAAAUUACCUGUUGCCAAAAGUUACCAUUGCUCCCCCAAGUGCUUCUCUGAUGCAUGGCAGCAUCAUCGUGUUCUACAUGACCGUGCUGCAAGUGCUGUAAAUGAAAAUGGAAAUGAGGAGGAAGAGUUGUUUGGGCGUUUCAAUAGCUCAGGAUCUGGAGUUAUUAAUGCUAGUUUAUCUGGUUCUGCAUCUAGUGCUAGCUUGACAAAUGGUUCCACACCUUUGUAUCCUGCAGCAGUAACACAAAGGAGCGGUGGUGAAACUUGGUUUGAAGUUGGGCGUUCUAAAACAUAUACACCAUCAGCUGAUGAUAUUGGCCAUGUCCUCAAGUUUGAAUGUGUUGUGGUAGAUGCAGAAACUAAACUACCUGUAGGACAUCCAAACACACUGCUAACUUCCCGUGUCAUUCCGGCUCCCUCGCCAACUCCUCGUCGUUUGAUCCCAGUUAGUGGACCUGAUGCAAUGACGCCUUUAGAUCCAGAUGGUCGUAUCUCAUCAACAGGAACUUUUACUGUGCUUUCAUACAACAUUUUGUCUGACUUGUAUGCUACAAAUGACACAUACAGUUAUUGUCCUUCAUGGGCUCUUUCUUGGCCAUAUCGUCGACAGAACUUACUGAGGGAAAUAGUUGGCUAUCGUGCAGACAUUGUUUGUCUUCAGGAGGUACAAAGUGAUCAUUAUGAAGAAUUUUUUGCCCCUGAGCUGGACAAGCAUGGUUAUCAAGCCCUAUAUAAGAGAAAAACCAAUGAGGUUUACAAUGGAAAUACCCAUACGAUUGAUGGCUGUGCAACAUUUUUCCGCAGGGAUAGAUUUUCACAUGUUAAAAAAUACGAGGUUGAAUUUAACAAGGCUGCUCAGUCUUUGACUGAUGCAUUGGUUCCAAGUGCUCAAAGAAAAACUGCUCUGAAUCGAUUAGUUAAGGAUAAUGUUGCGUUAAUAGUUGUUCUGGAAGCAAAAUUUAGUAAUCAAGGAGCAGAUAAUCCUGGAAAGCGGCAGCUACUUUGCGUUGCAAAUACACAUAUAAACGUCCACCAGGAUUUAAAGGAUGUUAAGCUUUGGCAGGUCCUUACUCUCUUGAAAGGAUUGGAGAAAAUAGCUGCUAGUGCUGACAUUCCUAUGUUGGUAUGUGGAGAUUUCAAUUCCGUUCCUGGAAGUGCACCCCAUUCUCUUCUUGCCAUGGGUAAGGUGGAUCCGAUGCAUCCGGAUUUAGUAGUAGACCCUCUUGGAAUCUUACGGCCUCACAGCAAGCUUACACAUCAGCUGCCACUGGUCAGUGCAUACUCAUCUUUUGCAAGAGUGGGCGUUGGUCUUAGUUCUGAUCAUCAGAGGAGGAGAAUGGACUCCACAACAAAUGAACCUUUAUUUACGAACUGCACUAGAGACUUUAUUGGCACCCUAGAUUAUAUAUUUUACACAGCGGACUCUUUAACUGUGGAGUCCUUGUUGGAACUCUUGGACGAGGAAAGCUUGAGGAAAGACACAGCCCUUCCUUCUCCAGAGUGGUCUUCUGAUCAUAUAGCACUUCUUGCUGAAUUUCGUUGCAAGCCUAGACCAAGACGUUGA
This is a messenger RNA of Dovyalis caffra, 1812 nucleotides long. The record is from the annotation of a GenBank genome assembly. Lineage: Eukaryota; Viridiplantae; Streptophyta; Magnoliopsida; Malpighiales; Salicaceae.